GAGCGAGAGAGAGAGAGAGCGCGUGAGUACACGCGUGUGUUUGAGUGUGUGUGCGAGAGAGAGAGUGACAGAGUUGCGGCUGGGCAGAUCAGAAAAAGUGCCUGUGGUCUCUCUCUAUUUCUCCUCCCGGCUCACUCACACUCCACAGCCGCACCAGAGUGGCGACACGCGCUCCCAAGCCCGGUCGUCUGGCCGCGGGUGACCCGAGGAUCCCACUGUGACCGGAACACGCUCGGGGCUCCGCUGGAACUAAAACUACAUUCACUGACUUGUGAGCGAUGCACUGGCAGCAUGGCCAAGUGGUUCAAGGAGCACCUCGGAUUCAAAACUACCAAAGCACCUCCUCCGGCGCCUCCGAAACCGGACUACAGACAUUGUCACACCGGUGUGCCCGGUGCGCCUGGCUUCCAGCAAACAAGCUCCGCGGCCGCCUUCCCGAGCCCCGUCCAGCCGGACAUACUCGCUGCCUACAAACUUCAGAAAGAGCUGGACUUCGAGGACCCGUACACUCCCGGUGGAAAUAUUUCGUUCGGGCAGAACUUAAACACCGUGGUGGGCUCGCCGGAUAUCAAGUAUGUGUCGCCGAAGCACCGACUCAUCAAGGUGGAAACCAUCGAGAAGAGCAGCCCGGCUCCGGGCGGCCCGGUCACCGUCACCCAGGCGGUGGCCGUGGGCAGCGUCAAGUCUCCCACCUCACCUGCUCCGGACCACGAUAACAAGGACAAGCUUAUUAUCCUUGAGGACUACGCGGACCCUUUUGAUGCUGAGCAGGCUGGGGGCACACAGACCACCACGGAAAAAGUGACGACUGAGAAUGACGGCUACAUGGAGCCAUACGAGGCUCAGAAGAUGAUGGCAGAAAUCCGAUCCGGUGGACGAGGGCCUAAAGAAGGAUCCGCGAGGCAGCUCCCUCUGUACGACACGCCAUACGAGCCGACGGAGAACGGCGGAGACACGGACCCUGAGCACCCGCGCUGCCCAAGGGAAAGUCGGCUGCCCCAGGACGACGAGCGACCCCCCGAAGAGUAUGACCAGCCCUGGGAGUGGAAGAAGGAGAGGAUUUCCAAAGCAUUUGCAGUAGAGAUUAAAGUGAUCAAGGACCUACCAUGGCCCCCUCCUGUUGGCCAACUCAACACCAGCCCUCCCCUGGUGGAGGAGCUGGAGUCUCCCUCCCAGACAGCUCAGCCCUCGCCGGGACAGACAAGCUGUGACCAGCACCACCAUGUUCAGUUUGAUGGCGUGGAGAAGUCUAGAAUGUCUCCAACCAAGGAUGGGAAAACUCGCCCGCUGCAGCGACACUCCAGCAGCUGUUUGGUCAACACUAAAAUGACAUCGCUGGACCACUGCAGCUCCUCUCUCGGGGAGCGUAUUGAUCCCACCAUGCCCUUGGAAAGCCAAUUCUGGUACCACGGAGCGAUCAGCCGAACAGACGCAGAAUCUCUGCUCCGGCUGUGUAAGGAGGCCAGCUACCUGGUGAGAAACAGCGAGACCAGCAAGAAUGACUACUCCCUCUCCCUCAAGAGCAGCCAGGGCUUCAUGCACAUGAAGCUGUCGCGGACAAAGGAGAACAAGUACAUCCUGGGCCAGAACAGCUGCCCCUUUGACAGCGUCCCCGAGAUCAUCCAUUUCUACUCCAGCCGCAAGCUGCCUAUCAAGGGUGCCGAACAUAUGUCCCUGCUCUACCCUGUAGCCAUCAGGACACUAUAGUGCUACGGGCCACCUGCAGGCAUCAGACCCCCCCAACCCCCCCCACGCAGCACUCACUGGACCACCCUGGUGGCUCCUCUGCUCUUCCCGUCCCUCUGGGCUGAGCCCCGUAGGCUCAUGGGGAAGAAGAGCGGUGGGCGUCCCAAACUGCUGAUCCUGACUCACCUCACUGGCCGACCGACAGAAUCCAGAAUCCUGUUUUGAAGGCCUCCUGCAUACUACGUCACACUUACAGACUCAGUGUUUUGCAGAAGUCUCUUUAUUAUUUUAUUGUACUGUAUUUUAUUUUAUGUUUUUAUUUAUAACAGUCACCCGCUUUAUUGAGUCACGGACCGAUGAACGUCAUUUCACCCUCCAGCUGAUAUCUGGCACUUAACAGUCAAAGAAAAAGAAAAGGUACACCGUUGAAACACUUGUCACGCAGAUGUACAGGACCUUUUCCUACGACAGUCGUGUGUGAGCAAGUGUGUCUGAUGGUCUCGUUUGCUUAGGCUCUGCUGUCAUUGUAAUUGUUUGUAAGGGGACUUGAAGAUUGUAAGAGCGGAGUAAAGGAAAGUGACUUUUAUGAGGCAUAUUAAGGGAUAUUGUCCACAUGGGCGCCGUACAGUGGCCAGGAUAUUGAAUAAGCCGGCCUUGUAUGAGUGGUAUUUCCCCAGCUGCACAGAAACAACAGGCCUGUGAGCCGUGCGGACUGAUCUCUCUAUCUUGUCGUAGUGCGUGCUGUCUGCUAUCCAUCACUGAGUGGGUGUAUCACAUCAGUGACGGUGUAAGUACCAUAGUGGUGAGACGGGCAGAGGCGCAUGAUGGAUGGGUCGCCCCGUCCGACACAGGACAAUUGGCUGAGACACGAGACCCGAGCCUGUCCAAAAUGGACCAAAUUACCCCCGCUACCCCCUGCUCAGUAUGGCUUUGCAUUGGGAGAAUGAAAUAUGCCUGCAUUGUCUACCUCAGAAAAUCAAUUUCAUUCGCCCAUCUGCAGAUCAAUAGGUACAAUGGGAUUGCAGACAUCGAUCUGUCCUCGCUUCAACAUUCCCAAUAACUUUUUUUUUUAAAUGACAUCAUUGGUUUUAGGAAUAUGGUUU
Messenger RNA from Solea senegalensis (Senegalese sole), 2789 nucleotides. RefSeq names its product SH2 domain-containing adapter protein F-like. The transcript is spliced from 7 exons. The record is from RefSeq and is a predicted model, not a curated record. Gene Ontology annotation, molecular function: phosphotyrosine residue binding. Bases 292 to 1707 code for a protein of 471 amino acids. NCBI's taxonomy places the organism in Eukaryota, Metazoa, Chordata, Actinopteri, Pleuronectiformes, Soleidae.